Messenger RNA from Setaria italica (foxtail millet), 1659 nucleotides. Its product is annotated as protease Do-like 1, chloroplastic. NCBI's taxonomy places the organism in Eukaryota, Viridiplantae, Streptophyta, Magnoliopsida, Poales, Poaceae. The record is from RefSeq and is a predicted model, not a curated record. Gene Ontology annotation, biological process: proteolysis. Bases 89 to 1423 code for a protein of 444 amino acids. The transcript has 8 exons. Gene Ontology annotation, molecular function: serine-type endopeptidase activity; protein binding.
GCGCAUCCACUCAUCGAUUCGUCCAACCCCUUCCACUGCAGGCCGCGGCUGCGCUCGCUCCACUCCCCUCCCGCACAAGCGCGACCAGAUGGCCGCCGCCUCCUCCUCCUCCUCUCCCACCGCCUGCUUCCUCUCCCCUCCGUGCCCGCCGCCUCGCCGCCCGCGCCAUUUCCUCAAACACCUCGCGUGCGCCGCGGCCACAAAGCCCGCGCCCGCCGCUUCCUCAAACACCUCCUCCUCCCGCUCGCUCGCCCUCCCCUUGCCCGCGCCCACGCCGUGGCCGUGGCCGCCGCGGUGGCUAGGCGAGCUGGUCCCCGCGGAGGCGGCGGGGCGGCUGCUGUCGUCGGCCGCGGGCUCCCUCAUCGUCGCGCUCGCCUCCGCGGCGCUGAUCCUCGGCGACGCCGGCGCGGCCUCCGCGUUCGUGGUCGCCACGCCGCGGAAGCUGCAGGCGGACGAGCUCGCCACCGUGCGCCUCUUCCAGGAGAACACGCCCUCCGUCGUCUACAUCACCAACCUCGCCGUGAGGCAGGACGCCUUCACGCUCGACGUGCUCGAGGUGCCGCAGGGGUCUGGGUCGGGGUUUGUCUGGGAUAAGAGCGGACACAUUGUCACCAAUUUCCAUGUCAUCCGUGGCGCCUCGGACCUCAGGGUCACACUUGCUGAUCAGUCAGUGUAUGAAGCACAAGUUGUUGGGUUUGACCAGGACAAGGAUGUUGCUGUUUUGCGUAUCAAAGCACCAAAGGAUAAACUAAGACCUAUACCAGUCGGUGUGUCAGCAGACCUACUGGUUGGUCAGAAAGUAUAUGCCAUUGGAAACCCAUUUGGCCUUGACCACACUCUGACAACAGGUGUUAUCAGUGGACUGCGUAGAGAAAUCAGUUCAGCUGCCACAGGACGACCUAUACAAGAUGUGAUACAGACUGAUGCUGCUAUCAACCCUGGUAACAGUGGUGGUCCACUCCUUGAUAGUUCUGGAAAUUUGAUAGGUGUAAACACUGCUAUAUACUCACCUUCAGGAGCAUCAUCUGGUGUUGGGUUUUCCAUUCCAGUUGAUACUGUUGGGGGCAUUGUGGAUCAACUUAUAAAGUUUGGUAAGGUGACCAGACCUAUUUUGGGAAUAAAAUUUGCCCCUGAUCAAUCUGUGGAGCAGCUUGGAUUAAGUGGAGUGCUUGUCUUGGAUGCUCCUUCAAAUGGACCAGCUGGCAAAGCAGGUCUGCAAUCAACCAAGCGAGAUGCCUACGGUCGUCUUAUCCUGGGGGAUAUAAUUACUUCUGUGAAUGGUACGAAGGUAACAAAUGGAAGCGACUUGUACCGGAUAUUGGAUCAGUGUAAAGUUGGGGAAACGGUGACGGUGGAAGUCUUGCGUGGUGACCAUAAGGAGAAGAUCCCUGUGAUCCUUGAACCAAAGCCUGAUGAAUCAUAGGAGAAACCAGGUUCUUCGUACUCAUUUCCUCACUUAGGUGCAGAGACACAAAUAUACAAGGCGUUAGCAUUUCGCCUACCACGACCCACGGGAUCCAUUGUACAUAAUUCAUGCUUGUAAAUCUAACUAUCUCUGGUCUGGUGGAAAAGGUUAUCCAAGUUGCCUUGAUGCUAUCGUGUAUCAUGCUUGCUUUUUCUUCGGCCUCUUCAAUACAGAUGUGCCAUACAUCAUACUCA